Molecule: messenger RNA, 3725 nt
Organism: Doryrhamphus excisus (bluestripe pipefish)
Lineage: Eukaryota; Metazoa; Chordata; Actinopteri; Syngnathiformes; Syngnathidae
Source: RefSeq, a predicted model, not a curated record
GCAGCAAGAAUCUCUUCGACUGAUGGAGACCAGAGUAUAAACUAUCGUGCCGGGGUGUAUUUCAGUGCUUCCUUGAUAACCUGGCUCUUUGGAUGCAAAUAAGUUAUUUGUUCAGUAACACCGUAGUACCGCGGCCGAAGAGAUUCCGUCUCCGAGCGUAGUCACCUGUUGGAAAGUGUUUACCAUUGAAUCACAUGCUGGGUUUGAUGUGUGAAGAUGCACUCGGAAAGGCCUGACUAUGGCGGUCAAAGGCGGCACCACGGAGACAAAGACACAAGACACAGGGACGACUACAACGACAGAUGGCAAGACCAUCAGACGUGGUAUUCCUAUUCCUAUACACACGGCAGAGCACAGAGGAGCAGUCGAAGUACAAACUACAGUGACUCGCCGCAAAGGCUGUACACUAAAGAGUCCCUAGACAGAGACAGAGACAGGGGCAGAGAUAGAGACAUGGCUAGGAAGAGUCCCAAGAGGAGACUGCAGUCUGCCCCUGACUGGAGUGAAAGGAAAAGGGGACGAUUUACAGACGACAGCCACGAUGACAACAGAUAUAGACCUGGUGGCAAAAAGUACACACAGUCACUGGACAACUUUUCCCAUGUGCACGAACCUAAAGACUUGAAACCCAGAUCACCACAGGAGGAUGUCAGAUACAGAAAGGAUGCACAAGAGUCCAGAAACUGGCAUAGAACAGAAGAAUCAACUUUCAGGCUCCAACAUCCGGACGAUUCCACACGCAGACGACAAGAUAGACACGGUCAAGGAAGCAACCACCGUUACUCACCUGAGACCAGACCAUGUCCACAAGAUGAUUCUUCAAAGAGAGAUGCCAAAUCCAGAGAAAGGAAAAACAGCUGUCUGAAAGAUCAUCUUCAGACUCCAGCAAGAAACUUGUUUGAUGGAUCUAUGAAACAGUCUUUUGAGCGUGAGACCAAGCCUUGUGAGGACGCACCCAAGGAGGAGAAGCUGACCAACGGUUUCCAACGUUUCCUUGAUGUGCUCAAUAAAGGCGUGGAUGUGGACAUGCUCAGCAAGAUUGUUACACGGGGCCCUGCACGAGGCCCCGCUCAACCACAGUCCUCAGCAUCUUUUCAGAAUGUAGUCCGGCAUCCAUGUUUUCCAGACCGAGAGCAGGGAGCACAGCUAAACAUAAAGAGCUGGAAAGGAGACGUGGCAAGAGAAAAAUGCUACAUGCCACCUUCUCCGCAGCGGCGUCUCAGGUCCUGCAGCCCACAGGAAAGCUCUCUGUCUCGUGACGUAGCGCGGAGGCAUGAUGGAGGACAGGACUACAACAGCAGUAGGUCGCCUCCCGCGUUGGAGAGAAAAGCACUCACACAUGAUGAGCACAAGCAAAUGCGGGACGUUUUGCAGGCCAUUGGGAUGGAUUUGGGAUUUGAGGAACUUGGUCAAAUGUCGCAUCGGAUCCAGGAGCGCUUGUACGGGAAGAAGAAUAGCGACUGGAGCUACCAGAGUCAAGGAAGCAGACAAAGGGUCACAAGGCCAGCCUAUUCUCCAAGACGUCGCAGCCGGUCUUCAUCAUCAUCAUCAUCAUCCUCGUCAAGACGAUCUAGUUGUAACCCGUCGUGGAGGAACCACUCCUCGAACAGGGACUCGUACAGCGCUCAGAGUGAUCCAAAGGUGGAUGAAGCCCAGGUCCGUACAAGCUCUGGGUCUUUACCAGAUGACCAGAAAUAUGAAAUCCUAGAACGGAAUUCCUCAAAUAUCACAGCCAGUCUGCCACCAAGGCCAGGCUGUCCUCCAGUGAAUUACCCCGCAAUGCGGUACCCACCUCCCAAUGUUCCCAACACGGGGUUGAGGCCUCUACUGCCUCCUCGAGUCUCUUUGCCUUUACAACCUCCCCUGUCCCCUCUCACGUGUCGACCUCCUUUCUUGCCUUACACUUACCCCCCUCCUUACACUUUGCCCUUUGCUCAUAUGAACAACAUUCAGCCGCUGCAUGUACACCUGCCACAUUUUCAAGUUCUGCCUGUUAACACGCCACCCAAGUCCAAAAGGCAGUCAAGGCCUCGUUGUUUGCAGGUAAUUCCAACAAAAAAGUCUUGAUAAAGAAUGCUAAAAUUGGAUGCUGUGGAACUUCAUAUACAAAUGAAUGUGUCACUGACUAAAAAAUACACACUGUGUAUAUAUGUAUGUAUAUAUACACUACCGCUCGAAAGUUUGGGAUCACUUGGACAUUUUUUGGGCCAGUCUAAGAUCUGGCCUUCUCUUGGCAAUCCUGCCAUGAAGUCCAGCAUCCUGAAGUGGCCGCUUCACUGGUGAUACUGACCCUGGUGUUUGACGGGUACUCUUCAGUGCAGCUUCCAGGUGACGACCUGUGAGGCAUCUUUGUCUUAAACUGCACACUCAGAUAUUUGUCUUCUUGCACAGUUGUGCAAUCGUUUUUCUGUCCUUGUUAGACCCAGUUUGUGCUGCUCUCUGUAGGGAGUAGUUAACAGCAUGGUAAGAGAUUUUAGUUUUUAGUUUAGAUUUUUAGAUGGCUUUUCUAAUCAUCUAUUAGCCUUAUAAAAUGAUGAACUUGGAUUGGCAGCCAUACCAGGUGAUUGAUGCAGAGGACUGACAGUUGUUGAUAGUAGGCCUUUGUGCAAAAAUGUACAUCUUCUUUGAAAAUCAUCUGAUUCAUUUUCAUUGUUUGUGAAAUGGAUAAAAUUUGUUGUGAAAUGCAUGAAAAUGUGUUUUUCUUUGGAAAUUUGCAAGUGAUCCCAAACUUUUGAGCGGUAGUGUAUGUAUGUGUGUGUAUAUGUACACACACAGUAUAUGUAUAAUACAUGUAUAUGUAAAACACUGAAAUGAUACUUGACAUUAGCUACGGUUACAUGCACUUCAAACAUAUCUGCAAAGCACCUUGACUAGGUCAUGUUCUGUCUGACUUCAGGCAUCGGGUUAGGACGAUUAUUUUCCGAGUCAAAUCGUCUGAAGCUUGAUGUGUCGAUUAAUCGAAAUUGGCCCUAGACGACCAAAUCAAUUUAAGCUAAACACAAGCAGUUGGCAGUUAGGCAUGCAACGUAAAUGAAAAGAAGCAAACGUGUUGAUCACUGGUUUCCAAAGUCAAAGCUGUUGGGUGCGAAGAUGUUGUUUUUCCCAAAACACAAAGGUAGCAGGUCUGCUUUCAUGGAUUGUGAAGGAAAUAGAUAUGCAUUUACAUAAAAAUUGAUGUAGUUAUUUCCACAUUUAAUUUUCCACUCUUCUAUCAUGGUGCCUAAAAGUUUCAUGUCCCAGUUUGACAAUGGAUUACACUGCUAACAUGGCCUUUUACCUCCCAGGUCAGAACAUCCAACUGUUGGACUUCAUGUAAACGUAUUGAAUGUGAUACAUUAUGAUAUCGACACUAUUUUGGACACUGUUUUUUUUUUAAUAUAUAAAAGCACACAGAAAACUGCUGUAAAUAAUAUGUAUGUUAUACAUUUUCUGAAAGUAAAUGGUUUGAAAUUGUCUUUAUGGCAACAUGCCCCCCCUCCCCACCCCUUAACAUUUAGCAAAAAAAUCAGCGCAUUAAUUUGCCUGCAUUUCCCCACACCGUUUUCUAUGUCGGGGUGCUCUUUUUGUUUGUGGCUUUUUAUUCAUUACAGUGGUUUAAACGCAUACAGGAAGUAAAUGACAUUUCACUAAAUGGAGUCCAAUACAGAAAAUGACAACAAAGUUCAUUAUUUCUUCUUUAAUGUUGAAAGAUACAUAGAGAUCAUAAGCCAGACAUCAUAUGACAG